GGGAGGGGGCUCCAGCGCCGAUCCGAGACAUCCGCGCGGACCUCCGAAUGUUAUGUUUACGCCAUUCUUCGUUCCCCUACCUACGCGCCCCCAAGCGAUGCAGGAUCCGCCGAAGUCUCUCUCUGAGCAGGCAGGAUCGUUUGCACAGAGGGGCCGUAUAGAUGUGGCGGCGGUGUUCUACGCGGCGGCUGCCCAAGACCCAGGAGCGACAGAGUCUCAGCAGUGGGCGGCCCGCCAGAACGCGUUUCUCUGCGGCGAGAAGACUGCAGAAGGUAUUUGGGGCACCACAGCUCCAGAGUUCUUGUGUGAUCGCCGCCAUGCCGUAGUAAGGGAGGUGAUUCAAAGAGCAGUUGCGGGUGGCAAAAGAGUUCUCAUUUUGGGGAGCGCAUUGGGUGCUUACGCGGUGGCAGCCAUCAGAGGAGGAGCAUCGAAGGUAUUGUGCCAAGAAGCGAAUGCCCUUUUCGAGUAUGUUGUUGGGCAGGUGGUUAGCACCAAUAAUAUUGAAGACUAUGUGGAAGUGACUGCAAAGCCUGCUUCGGAGUUGGAAAGAACAGUCGAUGCUCCUUUCGACGUGCUUGUGGUUGCUGAGCGUUUCUGGAGCAGCUCGGUCACACGCAAAGUCAUAGAGGAUCUGACCGCAGUCCUCCCCCUCUUGGCCGCAGACGCACAGAUCAUCCCAGAGAGAGUUUCCGUCUGCGCGCAGGUGUUCGAGAGCGAGACGUUGCGGGUAAGCAAUUGGCUCGAUGUUGAGGCGUUUCGACAAGAAUCGGUGCGGUGGCGGAUUCGCCGUACAAUUCGGCUGCUAGACGCUCGAGAAUGGCGUGGCGCUUGCCUGCUUCAAAGUUCGGCUCGGCCUUGUCAGCACCGGCUGAAUGGACAUUGUUCGAUGCGCGCCUGUGUCGUGGAAGAGAUGGUCUUCAUUCGCGUACGUCCACCAUUGGCGCGGCUACCCUUUCGAUGCGGACCGCCAGCAAGAUGGACGCCAUAGUCACAUGGACUUCUAUGAUUUUAGACGUUCAGGCUUGCCGUGUGAGCUGGGAGCCUGGGGAUUCUGAGGCCACUUGCUGGCAAUAUGCCCAUUAUUUCCGUGAGCCUUACGACGUCAGUGACGGCUGCGAAAUAGAUGUCUCAUUCGAGUUGCGGCACGACGGCAUUUGGCUUGCUGGCAUGAGGACACACGGAGAUAGUAUGGAGCUCUCUCCGUAUCAUACUUGGAUGCUUUCAGAUGAUCCCCAGCGGACAUCUGCGUAUCGAAAGGGCAUCGACUAUGCAGUCCAGUCGCUGCGAGCGAGAUAUAAUGGCAAGGUGACCGUGCUGGACAUUGGUGCGGGGACUGGUUUGCUUUCUUUCUUCGCUGCCCGCGCGGGUGCUGAAGUGACCGCGUGCGAACGCGCGGGCACCACAGUCGCCUUAGCCUCGCGGAUUGCAGAGGCAAACCAGGACAAGUUCAAGCCGGGGAGCGUCAACAUCGUUCAUUCCAAAAGUAUGGAUUUACACAAAGGCGCCGAGCUGGCGGUUGCGCCGCAUCUGAUAGUUUCUGAAAUUUUUGGAACGGACCCGCUAGCCGAGAGCGUAUUGCCAGUAAUCGCAGAUAUUGGCGCGCGUUUUGCAAGUGCGAGCCCCCCAGUUGAAUUCUUGCCUUGUCGCUGCCGGCUAUGGGGUGCACUUGCGAAGGUCCCCGUUGAUUGGCAAGCUCGCACAGAAAGCGCUGUGAGCUGCGGCAUCGAUAUUGGUGAGCACAUGUUUCCCUUCGAGUCUGGACGGAUUUUAGUUGACCUUCGGGAUGAGUUCUGCGACAUCGAGCUGCUCACGGAGCCUGCGAUCCUCGUCACACAUCGGCUAGUUCCUCCUGUAAGAAUAUCUGGUUCCAGCGAGGCAAAGGUUCCUUUGUUGCCAGCGCCAGCAAGAUUGUUCGAAGUUAUGACAUUACGUCGCCCUGAAAAGUCACUGAGGUCGUCCAUGCACAACGAACUCUGCAUAGUCAUGUGGUUCGAUGCUGACUGCAGCACGCAUCCAAGAGACGACGCCGACGAUGAGAUGCGCAUUUCCACUUCUCCAACGGUGCGAAGAGGUGGCCAUUGGACGCAGUCCGUUCAGAUCUUGUCUUCUGGAGGUGUGGAGGAGGGCGUCCUGGACGCAGUCUCUGCGGGCCAGGGCUGUGUGAUCAUCCGGACCGAGUGGAACGUCGACAGGACAAAUUUCAAUGUACGAGUGGAGAGGUUAUGAGAGUAUCCAGCUGAAUCGGUUCGAGCCGCGCUUGCAAUCGGUCGGUGGAUUCCUCCCCAAUCACCUCGGAGAUUUUUUGCAAGACGUGCUCCCCCCCCGCACGCGAUCAAGUAUAAAGCGGCGCUUUACGCUGCCAGUGCCCGAUCUGGUUUGCACACGUGGGCGACGCCAAAAAAUUGGCUCGAUUGCGCCGACAUUGGGUGACGAUGUCAUCUCGCGUACCGCUUCUUCUCGUCGCUCCAGUGCGCGCUGUGCCACGCAGCAGCCAGCUGAAUUCGGACUCGCGGUGCUGCGCUUCGGCGAGAAGAUGCCGCUGCACGCCGCCCAUGGCGCCCCGCAGACCCGCCCCCCACAACGAGCGGCCGACUCGCGCGUCUCCCCCAA
Messenger RNA from Prorocentrum cordatum, 2610 nucleotides. The record is from the annotation of a GenBank genome assembly. Lineage: Eukaryota; Dinophyceae; Prorocentrales; Prorocentraceae.